CAUCCUGAACCAAAACCCUAAAAACUGCGUAAAUUAAAGCCAGCCAGCCUCCUUUGCCUUCUUCUCCACUACUUGGCCUCUCCCACAUACUUCACCACAAUCAUGCCACCUCAUCACCGGUUUCUUGCGCCAUGUCUCAGAACUAUCACCGUCACCUGAGCUCCGUCGUCUUCCAAAGCCAUCUCCGACCAACCAUUUCAGCUACGACUAUCACUACCAUUUCAACCAUCAUAACCAUUACCAUUCAUUGAGAAAAAAAAAUCUUCAGCUCACUAUACAUUUUCAACUUUAAAGUUCAAAUAUUAUAGUCUGUUAGUGAAGCCAAAUUCUAGCGUUAUUCUAGAAUAUCGUUUCGGACCGGGUUGAAUCGGAGACUGUUUAGCUAUUGUUUCGGUUGAAAGAUGGCUAUUUUGAAGAGCUAUUGCGUGUGCUUGAGGGAAUCUACGCCCAAGUUUCUCCGUCCCAAUCUCUACGAUAAUUACAGGAGAAGAAACGCAAAAUGGAAAUCUCCACAAGCAGCUGUUAUUCCUUGUACCCAUCUCCCAAUGCGUAGUUUCGAGGUUAAAAACAGAACGUCACCAGAAGAUAUAAAAUCUCUUCGAUUGAUAACAGUCAUCAAAACCCCAUAUCUACCGGAUGGAAGGUUUGAUCUCGAAGCAUAUGAUGACUUGGUGAACAUGCAAAUUGAAAACGGUGCUGAAGCUGUAAUUGUUGGUGGUACAACUGGUGAGGGCCAGCUGAUGAGCUGGGAUGAGCACAUAAUGCUUAUUGGUCAUACAGUCAACUGUUUUGGUGGAUCGGUUAAGGUAAUUGGUAACACAGGAAGCAACUCAACCAGGGAAGCGAUUCAUGCCACCGAACAAGGUUUUGCUGUUGGAAUGCAUGCUGCCCUUCACAUCAAUCCUUACUAUGGCAAAACAUCAGUGGAGGGCUUGAUUUCCCACUUCGACAGUGUGCUGCCGAUGGGACCUACUAUCAUAUACAAUGUGCCAUCGCGAACCGGCCAAGAUAUUCCGCCACAUAUCAUCAACACUCUAGCUGAGUCUCCUAACUUGGCUGGAAUUAAAGAAUGCGUUGGAAAUGACCGAAUCGAGCAGUACACAGGCAAUGGAAUGGUAGUGUGGAGUGGGAAUGAUGAUCAGUGUCAUGAUGCUAGGUGGAGCCAUGGGGCUACCGGGGUGAUUUCUGUUACAAGCAACCUGGUUCCUAGUUUAUGCGAGAACUCAUGUUUGGAGGUAAAAAACACUGCACUUAACGCAAAGCUCUUACCUCUUAUCGAGUGGCUCUUUCAAGAGCCUAACCCUGUUGGCCUUAACACGGCCCUUGCACAACUCGGGGUUGUGAGGCCAGUUUUCAGGUUACCAUAUGUACCUCUUCCAUUUGAAAAGAGGGUGGAAUUUGUUAAUCUGGUUAAGGAAAUCGGGCGGGAGAAUUUUGUGGGAAAAAAAGAAGUUCAAGUUCUUGAUGAUGAUGACUUCAUCUUGGUUGGGCGGUAUUAGUUAGUCAUUUGUAGAUGUUCAGAGAACUAUGGAGUCUAGUAUGGAUAUCGAGUCUCAAUUUCGAGUUUCAUCUUCAAAAAUUACAAAUAAAGUUGCCUACUUGCAGGUUGUAAAUGGAACAAGUUGGAACUAAUGGCUUUUUGUUUUAAUUUAUGUUUGUUGUAUGU
This is a messenger RNA of Hibiscus syriacus, 1666 nucleotides long. RefSeq names its product 4-hydroxy-tetrahydrodipicolinate synthase, chloroplastic-like. Lineage: Eukaryota; Viridiplantae; Streptophyta; Magnoliopsida; Malvales; Malvaceae. The record is from RefSeq and is a predicted model, not a curated record. The transcript is spliced from 3 exons. Gene Ontology annotation, molecular function: 4-hydroxy-tetrahydrodipicolinate synthase activity. The coding region runs from base 402 to 1499 and encodes 365 amino acids.